AUAGCACCAAUAUAUUUUCAUUCAACUCCACACCCAACAAAAGAAAAAAAAAAUCUCAUUCUAUUUCUUCAAUUUUUUGUUGUAUAAUCAAACAUCAUCACAAUUUUGAAGAGAUGGGAGAAAUGACAAGUUUUCAGUUGGGUGUGGUGGGAGCAUUGUUUUUAUCAGUGGCAUCAUCAGUUUCCAUUGUUAUUUGCAAUAAAGCCUUGAUGAGUAAUCUUGGUUUUCCUUUUGCCACAACAUUAACAAGUUGGCAUUUGAUGGUCACUUAUUGCACACUUCAUGUGGCACUCAAAUUCAAUUUCUUUGAGAAUAAGCCCAUUGACAUAAAGACUGUCAUGCUCUUUGGCAUAUUAAAUGGUGUAUCUAUUGGCUUUCUCAACCUUAGCCUUGGAUUUAAUUCCAUUGGCUUCUACCAGAUGACAAAGCUUGCAAUUAUACCUUUUACAGUAUUAGUUGAAACCCUUUUCUUGAAAAAACAAUUCAGCCAAAAUAUUAAAUUUGCAUUAUUCAUUCUACUUAUUGGAGUUGGCAUUGCUUCCAUUACUGAUCUUCAACUCAAUUUUGUUGGAACAAUUCUCUCCCUUCUGGCCAUUGUUACAACUUGUGUUGGACAAAUUCUUACAAACACAAUUCAAAAGAGGCUCAACAUCUCAUCUACACAAUUAUUGUAUCAAUCAGCCCCAUUUCAAGCAGCUAUACUAUUUGUUAGUGGGCCUGUGGUGGAUCAAUUCCUCACCAAACAAAGUGUUUUUGCCUACAAAUAUUCUCCUAUUGUUGUGGGAUUUAUAGUGUUAUCAUGUUUGAUUGCUGUAUCAGUGAAUUUCAGUACAUUUUUAGUUAUUGGAAAGACAUCACCAGUUACAUAUCAAGUGUUGGGCCACCUUAAGACAUGUUUGGUUCUUGGAUUUGGCUAUACAUUGUUACAUGAUCCUUUCACUUCAAGAAACAUUGUUGGAAUUCUUGUGGCCAUUAUUGGAAUGGGAUUAUAUUCCUAUUUUUGUGUCCAUGAAACAAAAAGGAAACAAGUUGGAGACCACUCUUCCAUUGCCCAAGUUAAAGAGAAAGAUACCACUGCACCGCUUCUAGCUGGGAAGAAUGGACAAGUUAAAGAAAACAACUCCCUUGUUUAAAUUUUAGGGUUAAAA
Solanum verrucosum is the source of this 1148-nucleotide messenger RNA. Its product is annotated as UDP-xylose transporter 1. Bases 114 to 1133 code for a protein of 339 amino acids. The record is from RefSeq and is a predicted model, not a curated record. The transcript has 8 exons. NCBI's taxonomy places the organism in Eukaryota, Viridiplantae, Streptophyta, Magnoliopsida, Solanales, Solanaceae. Gene Ontology annotation, cellular component: Golgi apparatus. Gene Ontology annotation, molecular function: UDP-xylose transmembrane transporter activity; antiporter activity.